AUGCAGAAAAAGUUGACUACGAAGGAGAUGAUGCAGAGCACACCUUUUGCGGAGACAAUUGAGAAAAUUCAGAGUGGGGAUUAUUUAUAUAACAAAAAUGUAAAAGAGCUGGAGGCUGCGAGUAACAAGGCUGAAACAGAGAUACAGGGGGCUGAUGAGAAGGAUGUGUUGAAGGCCAGAAGGUGCAGCAGGUUGGCGUCACAAGAUAGUCAGAAGAUCGAAGAAAGACCAAUGGAGAGAGCGAAAGUGAAAAAUCUUUGUGCUGAUGCAGGUCCUUCAUUGUUCAUUAAUGUUCCAAGGGAUGAAAACAUUACUGGUAAAAUUGCGCACGAGUAGCCGAGCAAACAAAGUGAAAAAAAAGUCAU
Molecule: messenger RNA, 365 nt
Organism: Lolium rigidum
Lineage: Eukaryota; Viridiplantae; Streptophyta; Magnoliopsida; Poales; Poaceae
Exons: 2
Coding region: 1-336 (111 amino acids)
Source: RefSeq, a predicted model, not a curated record